AAGUCUAGAAGGUGGCCUGAGUCCAUGAAAAAGAAAAAGAAUGAGGUGAAAAGGUACGUGACAUGUAGCUUCGUUGGGUUGUUUUGUUUACCGUCUCUCGGCGGAGCCGUUGAGUUGAACUGAGAACUGAGAGAACUAAAACUCCCAAAUCUCAACAUAUCUUACAAUAUAUCUCUUCCUCCCGCUUUUCGAUUCUAACCCAACAAACACACACAAAAGCUCACCAGUCAUGAAAAACGACUGUCGUUUCGCUCUCCUCCUCCUCCUUUUCUUGACUUCAAUUACCCUUCACACAAAAGCGGAAGUCAUAACCCUAACUCCCGACACCUUCUCCGACAAGGUAAAGGAGAAAGACACGGCCUGGUUCGUGAAAUUUUGUGUUCCUUGGUGUAAACAUUGUAAAAACUUGGGGACGUUGUGGGAUGAGUUAGGAAAGGCAAUGGAAGGAGAAGACGAAAUAGAGAUUGGAGAAGUUGAUUGCAGUGUAAGCAAACCUGUAUGCACUAAAGUAGACAUCCAUUCAUAUCCCACGUUUAAGCUCUUUUAUGAUGGCGAAGAAGUUGCUAAAUAUCAAGGGAAAAGGGAUGUAGAAUCGCUAAAAGCAUUUGCUUUGGAAGAAGCAGAAAAGGCAGCAGAAAAAGCACAGCUAGACACUGAUAAAGAGUUAUAAUCAUUCAAAAGAUCGUGCAUGUAAAGUUUGGAGUAAAGAAAUGUUUUUUAACUAUUUGUUUUAUGUAAAAAAACUCCCAACUGUUAAAUAUAUGUUAAUAUUAAUAUUUUAAAUUAACAUGAUAGAGAUAUCAGACUGAUGCGAAAUUUUACAUGUAUGACAAGUAUGGUUAUAUUAAUAAAUUUAACAGUUAGAUCAUUAAAAUAUCAAUAGUAGAAAAAGUUCUGAGGGUGUAAAACCAUGUUAUUUACAUCACUGCAAGUGGAUUCUUCUCAUUUGAAAGUAUAAAUCUGCUUCUAUGAAACCAAGAUCCAAUGUAAAAAAAUGCAGCUGAUACGUUCCACAAGAUAGGACCAUCUAAGUUCCACUUACAUCCGUUUUACACCGUUUUUAAACCAUUAGAUCAAAAAAAAAUUUAGGGCUGCGAUUAAAACCCAUCUUUCCUCGUUCAUAAAUGGUAAAAUAUUAAUUUUUUUCUUCUUUUUGGCACACAAAAAUUUUCCUUCUCAUUGCUGCAAUAUAUAUAUAUAUAUUUUCUUUUUCUUUCUUUUUUCAGUUCCACUGAAACAGACAAAGAUGAGCAAGAUCAUUAGUCCUCAAGAAAUUAUCUCCAUUUUCAAUUUUUAUUUUAUUAAAAUAUGUUUUUGAAAUCAUUAUUUACGUACUUGUUUUUAUAUGCGUAAGUUUGAACUUCUAGAACUAUUAAACAAAUCAAGAAAACUCAAAUUCGAGAUUGAAA
This is a messenger RNA of Gossypium arboreum, 1409 nucleotides long. RefSeq names its product protein disulfide-isomerase 5-1. The record is from RefSeq and is a predicted model, not a curated record. NCBI's taxonomy places the organism in Eukaryota, Viridiplantae, Streptophyta, Magnoliopsida, Malvales, Malvaceae. Bases 230 to 670 code for a protein of 146 amino acids. Gene Ontology annotation, cellular component: endoplasmic reticulum. Gene Ontology annotation, molecular function: protein disulfide isomerase activity. The transcript has 5 exons. Gene Ontology annotation, biological process: protein folding.